This is a messenger RNA of Manduca sexta (tobacco hornworm), 547 nucleotides long. RefSeq names its product dynein heavy chain 8, axonemal-like. Bases 85 to 489 code for a protein of 134 amino acids. Gene Ontology annotation, biological process: microtubule-based movement. Gene Ontology annotation, molecular function: dynein intermediate chain binding; minus-end-directed microtubule motor activity; dynein light intermediate chain binding. The transcript is spliced from 4 exons. The record is from RefSeq and is a predicted model, not a curated record. Lineage: Eukaryota; Metazoa; Arthropoda; Insecta; Lepidoptera; Sphingidae. Gene Ontology annotation, cellular component: dynein complex.
GAGAUCGACAGAAUACAGCGAGUAAUAAAAACAGUUCACUCAACUCUGUGCGACCUUAAACUGGCUAUUGACGGGACAAUCAUUAUGAGUCAAGGACUCCGAGAGUCGCUGGAUGCGAUGUACGAUGCGAGGAUCCCACAGAAAUGGUUGAAGGUUUCCUGGGAAUCUGCAACGCUAGGUUUCUGGUACACGGAGUUACUAGAACGCGAGCAACAAUACAGAAUUUGGCUGCGCAAUGGUAGACCUUAUGCCUUCUGGAUGACGGGCUUCUUUAAUCCCCAAGGCUUUCUCACAGCCAUGAGACAGGAAGUGACGCGCAGCCACAAGGGGUGUGGCGUUGGAUUCCGUGGUUCUUCAAAACCACAUCACCAAAAUGAACAGGGAGGACAUACACGAAGGACCUUCGGAGGGCGUCUAUGUAUAUGGACUUUUCUUGGAAGGUGCAUCGCUCGACAGAAAAUCAGGAAAACUGAUCGAAUCAAAGCCUAAAGUACUGUACGAACAGAUGCCAGUUAUAUACAUAUUCGCGAUCAACACGACUGCAGGG